GACACAGAACUCUUGACCAUACAUAAGGCAGAACCCAUCCGGGCUGGGCAGACACCAGAAAGUCACUUCUUUUUCCUCCACUGGACUGCCCUUGGCCACUUCAGCAGCAUGAGAACAGCAGCCUUUGUCCUGCUCUCAGCCCUGGUGCUUCCAACGAUCCUCAAUGUAGACUGUGUCAAACACCAUGAACAGAUUGACUGUAAUAAAUAUAAAAUGUUACCAUUAGAAGAAAGAUUUUGUUAUGACAUAUAUGCACCAAUUUGUGGAUCUGAUGGCAAAACUUACAGCAAUGAUUGCUACUUUUGUUAUGAAGUUGAGAAAACUAACAACAAACUUAAAUUUGUACACUUUGGAAAAUGUUGAAUCUGUCUUAUGACUACAAACACAAGAGACACAUUUUUUCUCCCAUAUAAUCUAUACCAUAUUACCUAAUCUUGUCACUAUUAUGUCUUGAUUUGCUUGUAAAAUAAAGUGAAAUAAAUAUA
This is a messenger RNA of Capra hircus (goat), 485 nucleotides long. RefSeq names its product serine peptidase inhibitor, Kazal type 9 (gene SPINK9). Gene Ontology annotation, molecular function: protein binding. The transcript has 4 exons. The coding region runs from base 109 to 363 and encodes 84 amino acids. The record is from RefSeq and is a predicted model, not a curated record. Lineage: Eukaryota; Metazoa; Chordata; Mammalia; Artiodactyla; Bovidae.